Messenger RNA from Mizuhopecten yessoensis (Yesso scallop), 2256 nucleotides. Its product is annotated as fibropellin-1-like. NCBI's taxonomy places the organism in Eukaryota, Metazoa, Mollusca, Bivalvia, Pectinida, Pectinidae. The record is from RefSeq and is a predicted model, not a curated record. The coding region runs from base 1 to 2256 and encodes 751 amino acids. The transcript has 9 exons. Gene Ontology annotation, molecular function: calcium ion binding.
AUGUGCGUGCACACUAAUGUGACGUCACUCGUCAUUAAUGGCGGGUUUCUUGGAUUAAAAGACAACCCAGCUGUCGAUUAUUACGAGCGAAGCAAAGCGUCAUAUGCCAACUUGUUCCAAAGUCGAGAUCACGCCGCGCUGAAGCAGCAGAAUACAUACUUCGCUAUCAAACUCAACAAGACGCUUGAAGAAUGCGCAUACGCGUGCAUGGGCAGUACGGUACAGACAUGCCUGUCGUUUUCCCAUAGUCCCAACACAGGCGCGUGCGGCCUCAGUAACGUGUUUUACGGAGACGGACACGAGGAGAUCAGCCUUCUCCAGAGUCAGAUUUACAAUCACUACCAAUACUACACAAGCUGGCCGUGUAACGUGACCAUCCCGGAGAACUACGGACCCCGGGUUCUCGCUUCUCUCCACUUCCCUUAUCAGUCAAUCCGCCAUGCUCACUGUCACAUGAUAAUCGAGGCUCCAUCGGGAAAACAGGUCCAGAUUUUGUUUCCGACCGUUUUCUUUGGCCAGGACGUUUGUAAUGGCCAAAACAGAGCCGGAUUGACUGUCCAUGACGGAAUUUCCGGAACCGGAAGUGUUCUCGGACACUAUUGUCACUCGACAAGCGAUAGAUCACAUCCGCCCUUGCUUACAUCUACAUCCGGGUCAUUGUACGUCACAUACACAGCUGAUGACGUUUCGAUGGCGUUUGAGUCAAUAUAUCAGUUUGUAACUGUGGACCCCUGUGAAAGCAGCCAAUGUAAGAACAGCGCUACCUGUAUCGCCAAAAACACGAGUUAUGUGUGCGAAUGUCCAGCUGGGUUCGCCGGUCAAUUCUGUGAGGUCAAUGUUGAUGAGUGCGCUUCUUCGCCAUGUCUGUUCCACGGACAAUGCGUUGACCAGGUCAAUGGUUAUUCGUGCAAUUGUACGCACGAAUUUACGGGGGAUAGGUGCGAGAAGUUCAUCGGCGCUUGCGCAGAUAACCCAUGUGAUCACGGCGCAUGCGUCAUUACCAGUCGGUACAAUUACACGUGUACCUGCAUAGAUGGAUAUGUGGGAAAACACUGCAACAUGAAAUUAACACCGUGCAUGUCAAAUCCGUGUCAACAGGGCACGUGCGGUGAAACUACCGACGACUAUAUAUGUAAAUGUAUUGUGGGAUAUACCGGAAGGAACUGUGAUAGACUGGCCGUUGACCUUUGCACUUUCUCGCCAUGUAAACAUGGCCGCUGCACCUCAACAACAAACCUGGAUGUACUUUGUACAUGUGAUAGUGGAUUUACCGGGAAAUACUGCGAGACAAGUAUUGACCUUUGUGCUGAAGUCAACUGUCACAACGGAAGCUGUGUCAGAAACAACACUGGGUACACGUGUCAGUGUAACGCUGAGUUCAAAGGCAAAUUCUGCGACGUAGCUAUGACUGCAUGUGAACUUCACGUAAACGAUUGCAACCCGGGACGUUGUUACUCAUACGUCAAUGUUCCGGAAGGCUACGUCUGUUUAUGUCCAGAUAACAAAUACCGUCAACAAUGUAACAUGACCUAUGACCCCUGUUCCCAAUCACCCUGUCACCAUGGUACCUGUAGCCAAAGUCAAGCCGGAUACACAUGCGCGUGCGCUAAUGGUUACAUUGGUUCGCUUUGUAAUAUACCGACAUGCACAGUGGCAGACUGUGGUCUCGGCCUCUGUGAAGAUAAGUAUACCGGCUAUAACUGCAUAUGCCCAGUUGGAUAUGGCGGGAAAAACUGCGAAAACUCUAUAACCAUAGCCCCCACAGUAGUUAACCAAUCAACAACUGCAUCGUGUAUGACGUCAUCUUGUCACAACAAUGCUACAUGCAUUCAAGAAAAUCUUGGUUUCAAGUGUGUUUGUUCCGAAGGAUGGACCGGAAGUGCAUGUGACGAAAUCAUUGACGCAUGUGCAAGUGACCCUUGCAUAAAUAGUACAUGCGUAAUUGAGGGGUCGAAACACAAGUGCGUGUCUACAGACGCUUCUUCAGUACAGGGAUUACAAGCUUCUCUCUGUGACGUAACGACAUGUCACAGGGGCGGAACAUGUAUGGACUCAUACACAGGCAUCGUGUGUAUCUGUCCGUCGGGAUUCCACGGAGCCAGAUGUGAUGUUACGUACGACGCAUGCGCCACUCAGUCCUGUCCCACAGGUUUAUGUCAACUACACGAAACUGGUCUCAGGUGUGUGAUUGGGGUAAUACAGGGGUCAUCCAACACCACAGCGGCCUUGCAAGGCGCCGGAAAGCGUUGCGGAUGA